AUGCCAUCCGGAUAUCAUAUAGACUCUGAACAACGACAAGAUCAUGAUCCUCCCUGUGUGGAUGAGACUGGGGACAAUUAUGGCUAUUAUAGACUAAUUAGUGAGUUAUCCAAAGUAACCUCAUUUAUUAUUGCUAGAGAGCAAGGUCUGAUUAUGAACUUUUUGGAAGGACACUGCUUGGGGAGCUGUAUUGCCAGUUUGAGCUGUUUUCCAUGCUGCUUUUGCUUCCCAAAAGGCUACAAAAUCAUCGAAGAAGGCCAAAGUGCAGCCGUUUUGGAAUUCGGUAAAUACAAAAACACUGUUGGGCCCGGGCUUAUCUACAUCAACCCGUAUACACAAUAUUUGAAGAUAUUCAAUAUGAACAUCCAGACUAUCACCGGUGAAAAGCAGACAGCUAGGAUUGAAGAUGAAACUUACAGAAUUAAACUGACCAUAUCUUAUAAGAUUAUCGAUAUGUCGGCAGCAGCAAGGUUUAGGGGGAAUAUUGAGGAAGCUCUGAAACGGCAUAUACAGGAAGAAAUUCAUUUCGCCUUAACUGAUAACGACAAGUGGCUUGCUCGCUCUUGUAACAGUACUGGAACAGCACAAUAUGAUAUCUGUGACAAGCCACACCAACUAGUAUUUUUGUUAAUGAACAUUGAAGACAAUGAAAACUUCUACCAUACUUAUAUUCCUCCUGCCCAACCAUCGGAUCAACCUCCUAUUACAGGGACCAGCCUUUUAGGUGGCACUCGGCUGGCGAGGAAUAGGGUGCAAUGCGCCCUGCUCGCAUGGCCGAACCUGGGAUGA
Talaromyces stipitatus ATCC 10500 is the source of this 789-nucleotide messenger RNA. RefSeq lists its product as uncharacterized. The transcript is spliced from 3 exons. The record is from RefSeq and is a predicted model, not a curated record. The coding region runs from base 1 to 789 and encodes 262 amino acids. Lineage: Eukaryota; Fungi; Ascomycota; Eurotiomycetes; Eurotiales; Trichocomaceae.